Mytilus trossulus (common blue mussel) is the source of this 1491-nucleotide messenger RNA. RefSeq names its product 17S U2 SnRNP complex component HTATSF1-like. The record is from RefSeq and is a predicted model, not a curated record. Lineage: Eukaryota; Metazoa; Mollusca; Bivalvia; Mytilida; Mytilidae. Bases 60 to 1187 code for a protein of 375 amino acids. The transcript has 8 exons.
UCCAAAUGAGAAUUACGGUAUAUCUAUUGGAAUAUUGAGAUAUUAUUGCAUUGAGAAACAUGGCAUCACAUGGCGAGGUGGUCAUAGCAGUGGUGUUAAUUCUAUCACACCAGGUUUUGAUGAAACCUACUGAAGUGGAAAAGGAAAACAAAGCAGUGUCAAACUUGGAAAAGGAACUGGAAUCACAAAAGCCAACAAUAACAAAAUCCUCAGAAAACAGUGAGGACAAUGGCGAUGGAGAAUGGGGGAAUGCAGCAAAAGGAAUAGACGUCGGAAAUGUGAUUAGAGAUGUCUUAUUGACGCUUAGAGACCAUCCAGAAAUCGUCAGAAAGUUAAUAGCUGACGAGGAAAGGAACCUAGCAGAACAGGUUUUGUCAUCUGAACACGAUACAGUAUUAUCUGAUAAGGAUGAUAUUGUUCUUCCACGAGACUUUCAGUUACCUCCGCCACAACUUCAACAGGCUCCAAAGAGGGUUGUAAAAAAGAUGGGAUCAUACAAUGAAAUGAACAAAAGACAGAAGGAGAACCCAGAAGAGACUAUAGAUAUGACAUUUCCCGUAGAAGGUGGAUCGUUUGAUGCUGAUGAUAGUAUUAACCAGGAUUCAGAUGAAAUGAAACUGAUUAAAGAUAUUGAUGACACGGAACAGCUUAAGGAGGGUGGUUCAAAUCAAAUCACAUACUCUGAUCUGAAAAGAAGCCACGACUCCUCAAAAGAGGAAGAAGACUCAAAAUCAGAUGAAAGCAAUGCCUCUGAAGAAUUGACUAAAGCAGAAUACUGGAAGGCUUACAAAAAUAAUGGAAAUCAGAGACACAAACCAAGACAGCACACAUCUCGUCAUUGGAAGGAACACAAAGAAAUAAAUUCCGAUGAAAAUUCAGACAAAGUUUCAAACGAAGCUGAGGUCUGGAAAAAACAUAAAGCAAACAACCAGAAUCAAAAGAACGACCAGAGUAAGGGUGAUUUCUGGAAGAACUAUGGUAAACAAAAGGACAGUGGAAGUAAUUCAGAAUCACAAGAUGACAAAGAUAAUGUAGAUAGUCCAGAACUUGGUGAUACUGACAGCAAUGAUAGAUCUUCUAAAGACAAAACAUCAAGUAGCAGAUCGUCUGACAGCAAAGCCAGUGAUGAAAACGAGAAUGAGCUGUACAAGUUGACAAAGGAAGAGAAGCACAGAUCUGUAAUGUGAAAGUGAAAAAAGACAAACACCAUGGAUUCACAUACCAUUAGAUUCACAUAUCAUGUUUUACAUAUGCCAAAGAACUAGUAUCAUGGAAUUCAGGAUAUCAUUUAACAUAGAAGAUGACAAACCUCACUACUUCAAGAAAAUACAUAAAUUCUGAACAAUAUAAAUUGUGUAUUAUGAUCUAUUAUAGUUUUGUUCAACAUAAAAAAACAACCCUGAUUUUCCAAACUUUGUGAUGCAAUCAUCUAGUGCUGAUAUAAUCCUUGCACUUGUCACUUUUAUAAAUAAAACUACAAUAAUAAAUCAA